AUGAUAGGUACCGAUUCCUAUCAUAUAAUUAUUGAUAUACAAGAGUCGCUCCCCACUACAAUUCAAAUCAUCGAACUAGAUUCCAAAAUGCCAUUACAACCAAUUGAACCACUAAGGGCAAAACUGAUUGGGAAUGGUGUCAUAAGACUAUAUAGAGAGUUUGAGAAUGAAAUACCAAUCACUGGCGAAACUUCACUGAAUCAAAUUACUAAUAAUCCAGGUGAUGAUACAAUGGUGGCGAUUUUGGCAGUACCAACGUAUUUUACUGCCACAGAUCUACUAGGAUUUAUUGGAGAGAAGAAUGUAUCCAAAAAUAUAUCACAUUUGAGAAUAUUGAAAAGUAAUAAACCUAAUAGAUUCUUAGUAUUGAUAAAAUUCAGAGAUGUGAUGAAAGCAGCAGAAUUCCAAUAUCAUUUCAAUGGCAAACCAUUUAAUUCAAUGGAACCAGAAACUUGUCACGUGGUUUAUGUAAAGACCGUACAAGUGAUGAAUUCCCACAAGGAUAAUUCAGUUGUUGAUUCAAUGAUUCCAUUUUUAUUACAAGAUCCAUUCACAUCAGCUGCUGCUAGUAGUGGUGAGAGUGGUAGUAGUAGUAGCAGUUCCGGAGUAUCCACAAAUAAUCAUAAUAAUAAUUACCAUUUAAUAGAGUUACCAACGUGUCCGGUGUGUUUGGAAAGAAUGGACGCCACGGUAACUGGGUUGCUAACAAUCCCCUGUCAACAUACAUUUCACUGUCAAUGUUUAACGAAAUGGAAGGAUGACACUUGUCCUGUUUGCAGAUAUUCGCAUAAUAUUGCAAAUGAACGGGUGCGCCGAUCCACUAAUAGAUUGCGACAGUUAAGUAUUCGAGACACAUCAAUCGAUACCCCGCUUUCACGAUCACCAGAGCAACAGCAACAGCAAAAACACGCACAGAUGCCCUCCUUACUUAAAUCCGAGUUUAAUGACGAUGAUGACAUUGACGACGACGAUGCAGGAGAAAUUUGUAUGGAGUGUGAUGAGACUGAAAAUUUGUGGAUCUGUCUAAUUUGUGGGAAUAUAGGUUGCAGCAGGUAUGCGCCAGAGCAACAUUCUCUAAAACAUUUUGUUGAUACAGGACAUUGCUUUGCAAUGGAAAUUGCUACCAGUAGGGUGUGGGAUUAUGCAGGUGACAAAUACGUGCAUCGAUUAGUCACUAAUGAAAGUGAUGGUAAAUUAGUUGAAUUGCCUGACAAGGAUGAUAAACUGAACGGUGGGUCUUCAAAUAGGAAUGAUCCAACUUUUGAUAAAGUCGAUGAAGUUGGGUUUGAAUAUUCCCAGUUGUUGAUAAGUCAAUUGGCGAGCCAACGAGAAUAUUAUGAAUCGUUGCUAGAGCAGCAACAGACAGCACCGAAAUCUAGAAGAGGAUCUAGUAAUAACACCAAAAAUAAUAAUCAUAUUACCAAUAGUAGUAGUGGCAGUAAUACAAAUAAAAUAAAUCAGGAAAUGCUUACAGAAUUGGAAAUUAAAGUUGAAGAUUUGAAUUCAAAAUUAUCUGAUUUGACAAAUAGUUUGAUUCCACAAUUAAAAGAGAAAAUCCAAUCCAAAGAUGAAAAAUUAAAUAAAGUUAUGCGAGAAUUGAAUAUAUCCAAUUCUCUUAAUGAAGCAUUAUCGAAAAAAGUCGAACAUUUAACCAAAGUAGGUGAAGAUUAUAAAACCACCAUUGAAAAAUUAACUGGAGAAAACAAAGCAUUAAAUGAACAAGUUACAGAUCUUAUGUUUUUUUUAGAUAGCCAAGAAAAAUUUAAAAAUGAAUCUCAAGAAGUUAAAGAUGGUACUAUAGUUAUACAACAACCUCCUCCUCCUCCUCCUUCACUGGUAUCACGAAAGAAUAGAAGAAAGAAGAAAUGA
Messenger RNA from Candida albicans SC5314, 1869 nucleotides. RefSeq lists its product as uncharacterized. Gene Ontology annotation, biological process: Ras protein signal transduction; protein ubiquitination. Gene Ontology annotation, cellular component: cytoplasm. Bases 1 to 1869 code for a protein of 622 amino acids. Lineage: Eukaryota; Fungi; Ascomycota; Pichiomycetes; Serinales; Debaryomycetaceae. The transcript has a single exon. The record is from RefSeq and is a predicted model, not a curated record. Gene Ontology annotation, molecular function: ubiquitin protein ligase activity; zinc ion binding.